Ceratotherium simum simum (southern white rhinoceros) is the source of this 3407-nucleotide messenger RNA. Lineage: Eukaryota; Metazoa; Chordata; Mammalia; Perissodactyla; Rhinocerotidae. The record is from RefSeq and is a predicted model, not a curated record.
AUGAGCCAGGGAGGGGAAUUUCAUUUGAUAUUUGAGGAGCCUUUUCUGUCUGGGGUGUUUCCUGAUGUCUCCUUCAACCAAGAGCUUCCUAGAAAUUUCUUCUCUAGGACCCUGACAUCCUAAUGGGGUCCUUGUGUGAGUCUCUCUGCCCCUCCUUACUCUUCUCUCUGUACUCCUUUCUCCUUCUCCACUCUCCCCUUCCCCACCCAGGCCAGCUGAGCUGCAUUUCCUUCCCACCUAAGGAAGAGAAGUACCUCCAGCAGAUUGUGGACUGCCUCCCCUGCAUCUUGAUCCUCGGCCAGGAUUGUAAUGUCAAAUGCCAGCUGUUGAACCUGCUGUUGGGCGUGCAGGUGCUUCCCACCACCAAGCUGGGCAGUGAGGAGAGCUGUAAGCUUCGGCGCCUCCGCUUCACCUAUGGGACUCAGACUCGGGUCAACCUGGUGCUUCCUGGCCAGUAUGAACUAGUGCACACGCUGGUUGCUCACCAGGGCAACUGGGAAACCAUCCCUGAGGAGGACCUGGAGGUCCAAGAGGACAGUGAGGAUGCUGCCCAUGUUUUAGCCGAACUGGAGGUGACGAUGCACCAUGCACUCUUACAGGAAGUGGACAUUGUGGUAGCACCGUGCCAAGGCCUCCGGCCUACAGUGGAUGUUCUGGGUGACUUGGAGAAUGAUUUCUUGCCUGUGAUAACCUAUGCACUCCACGAAGAUGAACUCUCUGAGAGGGAUGAGCAAGAGCUUCAGGAAAUCCGAAAGUAUUUCUCUUUUCCCAUAUUCUUUUUCAAAAUGCCAAAGCUGGGCUCAGAAAUAAUUGACUCCUCCAACAGAAGAAUGGAGAAUGAAAGAUCACCACUUCAUCGCCAGCUAACUGACCUGGGCUAUCUGAACAGCAGUCACUGUAACUGUGGGGCUCCUGGCCAGGACACUAGAGCACAGAGCAUGUUGGUGGAACAAAGUGAGAAGCUGAGACACUUGAGCAUGUUUUCUCACCAGGUGCUCCAGACUCGCCUGGUGGACGCAGCCAAGGCCUUGAACUUGGUGCAUUGCCGCUGCCUCGACAUCUUUAUUAACCAGGCCUUCGACAUGCAGCGGGACCUGCAGAUUACUCCCAAACGUCUGGAAUAUACGCGAAAAAAGGAGAAUGAGUUGUAUGAAUCAUUGAUGAAUAUUGCCAACCGAAAGCAGGAGGAAAUGAAGGACAUGAUUGUUGAGACGCUUAACACCAUGAAGGAGGAACUUCUGGAUGAUGCUGCCAACAUGGAGUUUAAAGACGUCAUCAUCCCUGAGAAUGGAGAACCAGUGGGCACCAGAGAGAUCAAGUGCUGCAUCCGACAGAUCCAGGAGCUCAUCAUCUCCCGGCUCAAUCAGGCCGUGGCUAACAAGCUGAUCAGCUCCGUGGAUUACCUACGUGAGAGCUUCGUCGGAACCCUGGAACGGUGUCUGCAGAGCCUGGAGAAGUCUCAGGAUGUCUCAGUUCACAUCACCAGUAAUUAUCUCAAACAGAUCUUAAAUGCUGCCUAUCAUGUUGAAGUCACAUUUCACUCAGGGUCCUCAGUCACAAGGAUGCUGUGGGAGCAAAUCAAACAGAUCAUCCAGCGCAUCACAUGGGUGAGCCCACCUGUCAUCACACUAGAGUGGAAGAGGAAGGUGGCGCAGGAGGCCAUUGAGAGCCUCAGUGCCUCCAAGUUGGCCAAGAGCAUCUGCAGCCAGUUCCGGACUCGGCUCAAUAGUUCCCAUGAGGCUUUUGCAGCCUCCUUGCGGCAGCUGGAAGCUGGCCACUCAGGCCGGUUGGAGAAAACUGAAGAUCUGUGGCUGAAGGUUCGGAAAGAUCACGCCCCUCGCCUGGCCCGCCUUUCUCUGGAAAGCCGUUCUUUACAGGACGUCUUGCUGCAUCGUAAACCGAAACUGGGACAGGAGCUGGGCCGGGGCCAGUAUGGUGUGGUCUACCUUUGUGACAACUGGGGGGGACACUUCCCUUGUGCCCUCAAGUCGGUUGUCCCCCCGGAUGAGAAGCACUGGAAUGACCUGGCUUUGGAGUUUCACUACAUGAGGUCUCUGCCAAAGCAUGAGCGGCUGGUGGAUCUCCAUGGUUCAGUCAUCGACUACAACUACGGUGGUGGCUCCAGCAUUGCUGUGCUGCUCAUUAUGGAGCGGCUACAUCGCGACCUCUACACUGGGCUGAAGGCUGGGCUGACCCUGGAGACACGUUUGCAGAUAGCGCUAGAUGUGGUGGAAGGAAUCCGCUUCCUGCACAGCCAGGGACUUGUUCACCGUGAUAUCAAACUGAAAAAUGUGCUGUUGGACAAGCAGAACCGUGCCAAGAUCACUGACUUAGGAUUCUGCAAGCCAGAGGCCAUGAUGUCGGGCAGCAUUGUGGGAACACCAAUCCAUAUGGCCCCUGAACUUUUCACAGGGAAGUAUGAUAAUUCCGUGGAUGUCUACGCUUUUGGCAUUCUCUUCUGGUAUAUCUGCUCAGGCUCUGUCAAGCUCCCCGAGGCAUUUGAGAGAUGUGCCAGCAAAGACCAUCUCUGGAACAACGUGCGGAGAGGGGCCCGCCCAGAACGCCUUCCUGUGUUUGAUGAGGAGUGCUGGCAGUUGAUGGAAGCCUGUUGGGAUGGUGACCCUUCUCAGAGACCUCUCUUGGGCAUUGUCCAGCCCAUGCUCCAGGGCAUCAUGGACCGGCUAUGCAAGUCAAAUUCUGAGCGGCCAAACAGUGGACUAGAUGAUUCUACUUGAAAGCAAACACUUUUCUCUUUCACUCUCUCUUUCUUUACUUCCCUUCACCUUUGGCCAUGGGAAGAAUUUGACAUUUGUUCAUUACAGAGAGCACGCAAGGGAAUUGAUGCUUGCUGGGCAACUUGAGACUUUCCCAGGCAGAGAUGACUCCUGGGUAGUGAAGAGUUGGAUGGCUGUUCGAGCGUAUUCAGCAGUUCACUGAUGCCCCAAGCUAUCCCUUUGGCAAAAGAUUGUCUUGGACAUGUGUAAAAGCUGAACAAUGCAACAUUCUGGCCUCAGAACUGAAAAGGAGGCAAAUGUUACUGUUGUCUGUUCACUAUAUGUUACUAAGACAAGUGGGACACUGCAGUGGCAAUAGUAUUAAAAACUGUAAUUUUCAUAAUUUUGGCUCAAGCUAGGAAUAGUUUGAUUGUAUCCAGUCGUCAGGACCCUUAGAAAAUUUGACCUUAGUUCUGGGAUUGUGAGAACAUGGGAACAAAAAACUAACUUGUGGAUGCCUGGUUCCUGCUGUCUGCAUCAGAGAUCUCAGGGUGCAACAGCCAGAGGCCCCAGCAAGGGAGCUAGAAAUGAAGUUAUCUGUUCCUUAUGGUGCCUGUGCAUUUACAUUUAUAGGACCACAAUCCCUGAUUUCUGGGGGAGGGUUUCAUGGUUACAUCACCAAGAGGCCAAAGA